UGCAUCUCUGUUCUGAUCGUCGAGGCUGGUGAAAAUGCAUAUUCCAGACACGUCCCGCAAAUAUACUCCGAAGGAAAAAGAACAGCUGCUCCAGAAUCUUGACAUUGAAGUCGAACACCGUAUUCGCCAACUCGAGGAAUGGCUUGCAGACGCACUCAAAAACUUUCGCCUUCACCAAGAAGGGCUCAUCGCCCGCAUUCCCAAACUCGUGCGCGGUGUGACCAUGGGCGAGUUUGCUGACACCUACAAUGGCGAUAUUCAAGCCUGUCUUCGUGGUCUGGUGGGCGGUGCUCCGCCAAACCUCGAGAUCGACCGUGAGACUCGCAAGCGCAAGUGGGAAGAAGCUAGUGAAGGUGAACGCGCCGUUAAGAAUGCAAGGACAAUGCAUAUCACUCCCAAGAAGAAGCCCUUUACCACUAACACAGGAACUGCACAACGCGGCCGCACAUUCUCUGCGGCAGUCCCGCGUACCCCCGGGCAACUCCGUCCAACCUUCCGUUUACCCUCUGUCAGUCCGCAGAAACCAUCUGCCCUCCGAACAUCUCCCUCUAAAUUACAUGCUCCAUCGCCCCUCAAAGUUCUGCCGUCCCCUGGAAAAUCGAUGCCAUGGAAUGCCAAGCAACCAUCCCAGGCAAAGCGCCCGCCCACCAGCGCGAUCUUCGCUCCAACUCUGCCCUCCAAGGUCCCCGCUUAUCCCACCCUCCGUGCACCCCGCCGCGACGAGAGCAUGCUUAGUCUCAACGGGUCUCCGCUAGCUAACCCGUAUAAGCUCGGCUUGGAGUGGAUAUUGAAUGACAUGGACGUGAAAACCAAAGGCAAAGGAAAGGGGGCGCAAGUAGAUACGCGAGGCGAAGGCAAGACUCUAAGACGCGUAAAUAGCAUAGUCAUACGGCAUGAUCCAUCCGUCUCGCUCGUCCCCUCAUCCUCCACCUUCCCCCAAAGUCACUUACGAGCCAACUCCCAAACUCAAAACCAUAAGCACACACACUCACACACCAACUCACGCACGACAGGUCGUGUCCAAGAGCCACCGGUGCCCAAACCCGCUACGCCUUCUCUCAUGCCUUCCAGCUCGAUCUCGUCCGUGCCUUCCUCGUCUUCGGCCCGUGCAGUUGUCGCGAUCUCAACCUCCGAUGGACACGUCCUCGAGUUCGACCCGCUACAGACAUCGCCACGCGCACUCGAUGCACUCGUAGGCAUCACCAACAGCGCAAAGAAACAAGCACGUGAGGAAAUGGGGCGCUUAGUGCAGGCUGCGGUGAGCAAGUGGAGUAUUGCAUAGCACG
Molecule: messenger RNA, 1286 nt
Organism: Suillus subalutaceus
Lineage: Eukaryota; Fungi; Basidiomycota; Agaricomycetes; Boletales; Suillaceae
Exons: 4
Coding region: 35-1282 (415 amino acids)
Biological process (GO): mitotic sister chromatid segregation
Cellular component (GO): chromosome, centromeric region; chromosome passenger complex; spindle midzone
Source: RefSeq, a predicted model, not a curated record